AGCGGCGUGUUCUUUUUUCCCGGCUUCCUUGUAGGUGGACGCUGGCGCUUCACUACCUGCUUCUCACCGCGGCUUGUGUUGUGCUUCGGCUCCUUGCCUCGUUGUCCCCCAGCUUCGGGAGCAGCUGCUCUGGGUCGCACGCGUCCACCAGCGACAGACCCAUGGCCGAGCGUGGGGAACUUGACCUGACUGGCGCCAAACAGAACACCGGAGUGUGGCUGGUCAAGGUUCCUAAAUAUUUGUCACAGCAAUGGGCUAAAGCCCCUGGAAGAGGUGAAGUUGGGAAACUACGGAUUGCCAAGAAUCAAGGAAGGACCGAGGUGUCAUUUACUUUAAAUGAGGAUCUCGCAAAUAUCCAUGAUAUUGGCGGAAAACCAGCUUCAGUCAGUGCUCCAAGAGAACAUCCUUUUGUCUUGCAAAGUGUUGGAGGACAAACAUUAACAGUAUUUACUGAGAGCUCAUCAGUCUGCUUGCCCACUUGUAGAUGCCCUUCAAGGAGAAGUGAAGCUAGUGCUGCUACAGGAUGGGCUUCCAUGGGAUGGGAAGAUAAGCUUUCAUUGGAAGGAAUAGUGGUACAAAGAGCUGAAUGCCGACCUGCUGCAAGUGAAAACUACAUGAGGUUAAAAAGAUUGCAAAUAGAAGAAUCUUCUAAACCUGUAAGGCUAUCACAACAACUGGACAAAGCUGUGACAACCAAUUACAGACCUGUUGCCAAUCAUCAAUACAAUAUUGAAUAUGAAAGGAAAAAGAAAGAAGAUGGAAAAAGAGCUCGAGCUGAUAAGCAAUACGUUUUAGACAUGCUAUUUUCGGCUUUUGAGAAACAUCAGUAUUACAACCUCAAGGACUUGGUGGACAUCACAAAACAGCCUGUGGGGUACCUGAAGGAAAUCUUAAAAGAAAUUGGUAUUCAGAAUGUAAAAGGGAUCCACAAAAACACAUGGGAGUUGAAGCCAGAAUACAGACAUUACCAAGGAGAAGAAAAGAGUGAUUAAGAAGACUGUAAGCCAGCAUACUAACAGAACUCAAGGGUGAUGUGUUAAGCAUACUGCACUGAUAUUUGAACUUGAACGCCAUCUAUUAAUAGGAGUAAAAUGACUGAUAUUAUAAUUUCUCUAGGUAAAUUUUUUUAACAAUUCUUGAAAAGUUACUUGGUUUUUUCUUUUUUUAAAGAAAUAACAAGUUUAUUUAUAGACUUAAUUUGUAUUAAACCACAUUAUUCAUGAUGGGGAUAAGAGGUUAUGUAACUAAAGCAAAUCAAGGAAAUAACUAUCCAUUGAAAUAAAUAUUUUUCGGUAUUUAUUUUUUAACAGCAGAACACCAGAAUGCUGGGGUUGAGUGCCACUGCACUAAGAAAAUUUUUAUCCUUGCAUUCCCACCCUAAAAUAAAUUCUGAUUAAGGAAGGCGGUCCCAUUUUCCUACCCUGCCUCCAGUUGUCUUUUCCUACUUUGUUCUGGUGUAGGAACCAAAUCACUUCCCCAUUGUCUUCCAGUUCUUAAUUAUUUGAGAUUUGGUAUCAGGGAGCAGAUGGAUAGUGCUGUGAUAAAUCUGUAUAGGACUGAAAAUUCUUGAUGCCUGUUGUAUGCUUGGUUUGUAGCAUAUAACUUUCUCAAAACCUUGUCUUUUUAUGUUUGGAACUGCCCUGAAACACACCUGUGUCUUCUACCCCUGCCUUUUGUUUUUGUGGUGACAGUGCCUGCCAGGUGGAACUUGGUGGCUGCUAAUAGCAUUUCCAGGUCAGAGCUGUGUGUCAUUUAAAGUUAUGUUUUGAUAUUUCUGGAAACCUGGUGUGUUUGGUUUUUUGGUGGUUUUUUUUUUCAGCUUAUUUUAGUUACCUUUAGCUCAUCAUACCUGACAGUAUCUAGCUUGAGUCUUUUAAACACUUAGUUUGAGUCUCUUAAACACUUGUUACCUUUCAGUAGAAUAGCUAAUCUGUGUGGGAGACUGGUGUCAUUCCUAAUUAAUUUUUUGGAAUUGCUUUCUUAAUACUAAAAUAUUGGCCAUGGGAGAGACUCCCUUUCACCUGGGUUUCCAUACUUUCUUUUCUUUAAGAUUUUAUGUAUUUAUUUUUAGAGAGGGGGAAAGGGAGAAAGAAAGAAUGGGAGAGAAACAUCAAUGUGCGAGAGACAUAUGGAUCAGUCAGUCACCUCUUGCAUGUCCCCAGUUGGGGACCUGGCCCACAACCCAGGCAUGGGCCCACACUGGAAAUUGAACCGGUGACCUUUUGGUUCGCAGGCCAGCUCUCAGUCCACUGAGCAACACCAGUUAGGGCUGGGUUUCCAUAUUCUUUUAUUUCAGGGCUCUCUUACUCUAAUAAACAUACUUUUUGACAGCCAAAAAUGAGGAAGUAAAAAUCCUAAACCCUAAACCAUUGUGAGAUUGAGAGGAAGGCUGAUAUACAGGAAGACCUUAUAUAAUAGGUGAGAUUGUUAAACUCAGCCAGUACACUCAUUUAGGGCAUGUUGUAACUGUCAAAAUGUAAUAAAAUUAUGGUUGCUGGGCAUUGGAAAGAUUUGAAAUUACAUGUUGCCACAGUAACUUCUGAAGUGAUAUAUCUUAAAAAAGAAAACAAUUUGCUCUGUUGUAUCAUAAGCAGCUCUUGGCGGAUUUCAGCAGAGUUGCAGUUCUUAAGGGUCUGUGAACAAAUUUUCUUUGAAGCAUAUUUUGAUCAAUGUUGGUACAUAUCAGUGAAAUAAGAGUAAAUAAACACUUUUCAGGUCCCUUUGUGCCUGACAAUUUGUUAAAUACUCCAAAAUAUCUCAUCAAAUCCUCAGAAAUAGUGCUGAGAGAUAAUACCCAUUUUAUAGAAUCAUUUCCUGCCCAACUUACAUACCUUUGUGAGCACUGCUCCCCCUUUGGAGGAAUGCUACUGUUCGGACAAAGUGAGUACCAGAGUGUGCUCCCACAGAACCCACCCUCCCCCGAAGCCCCACUCACCUCCAGACCAGGAAAGCAGUGCGGAUUGCAGAGACAGUUGUGAGGAGAGGGAAUUUGUCUCUGGCAUCCAUGCUUGAAUUCAGACAUCUAAACACCCCCACUCACCUCCCCCUUUAAAGUCAAGAUCCUUUUGCUAAAUUUUGAAUUUCUUUUAUACUUCAAGUAGCCAGGUCGGGUGUGUGGCAUGCGACUUUGGAGUGGACUCCUUUAGACCUCCGUUGGAGUUAAGGAGCCUGGUGGAAUGUGACAGGGUGGGGCACUGAGCUGAAGGGGAGCUGCCUUGGAUUAAGACUUCACUUGCAACAGGCACCCUUUUUGUAUCAAUACAUUGGCCAUCUUCCCUAUCAUUUGUGUAAGAGUCCAGGAGAUGAUAAGCUGCUUCUCUUAUUGAGUUGUCUUUCUGAUGUGUGUCCAGAGCAGGUUCCUGAGUCUCAUAUCUUUUGCAUAAUGUGUAAGAGGAAGUAUCAGAGAUCACUUUUGAACCUGACUUCCCUUCACAUACUCCCAUUCUUUCUUCCUAUUUCCUUUGAGCAGGUACCACUGCCCAUAAUAUAUUAACAUGAUGUAACUUCUGACAAAUGAGCUGUGUAAGGCUUUAAUAGUUUGUUAUAAGAAAAUUAACAGCUUUUAUCUGAUUUUGUUAGAAAUCAUCUAAAUUAAGGACUUUUUAGAUGCUUUAGCUUACAGUUUAAAGUAGAUUCUUUGAAGUCAUUUAGGCUUAAAUUUUAGGUUUUUGAAGAAUGAUUUUCUUAAAGUGUACCAUAUUUUUAAAUGUUGAAAUUUGUAUUUGUAAGGUCUAAAGUAGAAGGGUUUUUUUUUUUUAUUAUUUUGUGGAAAUGUAAGUAUACCAAAAGAACAUGUUACUGGACUAAAAAUUUUAAUUUGGUAUGGUCAUUGAACACAAUGGCUAUUUAUUUGGAAAGUAUUUAAUGACCAUGAAUAUAUUCCAUGCACUGUGGAAUAUGAACGCAUAAUAGUCUAGUGGGAAAUACAGAAUGUAGACAGGUAACAAUGCCAUGUGGAUACUGAAGUGUGAACUAAGUGUUACAGUCAAUCAGAAUAUUGCAGUUAAUUCAUCAUUCCAUUUAGACUCUACCUGGAUUUCUAGUUUUUAAAGCAUUUGAAUGCAGUAAUACAUACUUACUUUGAAAACUUCUUGAAUAUAAUUUAACCAUUGAUAAUUUGUAAUACACAAAAGGAUGUAUACAAUGCCUAAGAUCAUUAUUAUGGAUACAUAAAGUAGAUGUCUAUAAUACAUCGAUCUCAUUAAUAGAAUGCUGAAUUAAAGA
Molecule: messenger RNA, 4224 nt
Organism: Pteronotus mesoamericanus
Lineage: Eukaryota; Metazoa; Chordata; Mammalia; Chiroptera; Mormoopidae
Gene: GTF2F2
Product: general transcription factor IIF subunit 2
Exons: 9
Coding region: 162-992 (276 amino acids)
Biological process (GO): transcription initiation at RNA polymerase II promoter; transcription by RNA polymerase II
Cellular component (GO): transcription factor TFIIF complex
Source: RefSeq, a predicted model, not a curated record